Messenger RNA from Urocitellus parryii (Arctic ground squirrel), 2004 nucleotides. Lineage: Eukaryota; Metazoa; Chordata; Mammalia; Rodentia; Sciuridae. The record is from RefSeq and is a predicted model, not a curated record.
AGCCUCCGGGAGCGCCGCAGGUGCGGAUGAGCGGGUGUCACCUGCCGGGUGACCAGAGCCUGCCCUCCCACCGAGCGGCGCCGGGUGAGGGGAAACCCGAGGGGAUUCUUUGGAGAUGAGCGUCCUGGGCGGCGGCUGAUGAAGAAAGACACAGGAGUCCUGAGACCCCUGAGCUGAAAGGGGCCAGAAAGGGGUCAGCAUGGGCUCAGAGCUGCCUCCGUCUUGGCUGCUACUCUUCACCUGGCUCCCAGCAGGGUGCCUGUCCUUGCUGGUGACGGUCCAACACACAGAGCGUUAUGUCACUCUGUUUGCCUCUGUUGUCCUCAAAUGUGACUAUACGACCUCUGCCCAGCUCCAGGAUGUGGUGGUGACAUGGCGCUUCAAGUCCUUCUGCAAGGACCCCAUCUUUGACUACUUCUCUGCCUCAUACCAAGCAGCUUUAUCCCUGGGCCAGGACCCCUCCAAUGACUGCAAUGAUAAUCAGAGGGAAGUUCGCAUCGUGGCCCAGAGACGGGGACAGAAUGAGCCAGUGCUGGGGGUGGAUUAUCGGCAGCGCAAGAUUACCAUCCAAAACCGAGCUGAUCUUGUGAUUAACGAAGUGAUGUGGUGGGAUCAUGGAGUGUAUUAUUGCACCAUUGAGGCCCCAGGGGACACAUCAGGAGACCCUGAUAAGGAGGUGAAGCUCAUCGUCCUUCACUGGCUGACAGUGAUCUUCAUCAUUCUGGGAGCACUGGUCCUCUUCAUGCUGAUUGGAGUGUGCUGGUGCCAGUGCUGUCCUCAGUAUUGCUGCUGCUACAUCCGUUGUCCCUGCUGUCCUACCCGUUGCUGCUGUCCUGAAGAAGCCCUGGCCCGCCACCGCUACAUGAAGCAGGCUCAGGUCCUAGGUCCUCAGAUGCUGGARAAACCCCUGUACUGGGGGGCGGACAGGAGCUCCCAGGUUUCAUCUUAUGCAAUGAACCCGCUGCUGCAGCGAGAUUUGUCCUUACGGUCCAGCCUCCCACAGAUGCCAAUGACCCAGACCACCACUCACCCUCCUAUCACCAAUGGUGUCCUGGAAUAUUUGGAAAAAGAGCUGCGGAACCUCAACCCAGCCCAACCUCUGCCCACUAACCUCAAAGCCAGGUCUGGCCAUCCCUGCAGCAUGCUGUCCUCCCUGGGUUCCGAGGUUGUGGAACGCAGGAUCAUUCACCUGCCCCCACUGAUCAGAGACCCAUCCUCCUUGGGGAGGACCAGCGACUCCUCACACCAGCUGUGGCACACCCCAAUUUCCUCCAGACCCUGGGAUCUGAGGGAGGGGAGAAGGCAGCACCAUUACUCUGAUUUCCACCAGGAGCUCCAGGACUGGGGUCCAAAACCCUGGGCACUGGGGAGAAGAGAGCUGGACCACCCAGGGAGUGGAAGGCGCCACCAUUCCAGGAGGAAUGGGUCACCCACGCCGCCCUGGUCAGACAGGGACAGCCUGAGCGAUGGCUUCUCGUCCAGUGAAGCCCACUGGCAGCCCAGCCACCCGCCUCCCAGGAGCCACUGGGAGAGGCCAAGCAGGCGCAGGACCCGGGAGAGUGUCCCUAGACGCGGGAGACGCAGGGCCAGCAGCUGCUCCCCGCCACCGCCCUCUGGACUCAGCUCUUGGAGCUCGGAGGAGGAGAAGGAGAGGCCGCCCCGCAGCUGGGGAACCCGCCACCACCGCUCGCAGUCCCCGAAUUGGCUAGAGGAGAAGCCGCCCAGCUACCGCUCGCUGGAUGUCACUCCAGGCAAGAAUGGCAGGAAAAAAGGGAGUGUGGCGAGGCGCUCGGAGAAAGACAGCUCCCAUAGUGGAAGGAGUGUGAUCAUUUAAUCCCCAGGCACGGCACCACUUCCGUGGCUCCAUCUCUGCUCCUGUGUGUCAUCAGUAUCACCCAGGUUCCCAGCUGACUUGGGGGCAGGGGACACUGCAAGUCUGCCACCAACAGCUUUGGCUUAGAUUCUGAGAAUCAAAUAGAGGAAUUUUAAAAACAAGAGUUUGAG